Molecule: messenger RNA, 587 nt
Organism: Paramisgurnus dabryanus
Lineage: Eukaryota; Metazoa; Chordata; Actinopteri; Cypriniformes; Cobitidae
Gene: snrpd3
Product: small nuclear ribonucleoprotein D3 polypeptide
Biological process (GO): RNA processing; spliceosomal snRNP assembly
Cellular component (GO): spliceosomal complex
Molecular function (GO): RNA binding
Source: RefSeq, a predicted model, not a curated record
AUCCGAGAGGUGGCAGUAUGUCUCUAGCAAAAUAAAAGUCCCCGGAAAGUCUCAUGAACACCAGCGACAGACGGUUUUGGACGUUUGGAUCACGUUUAUGUGCUCAGACACAUUGUUAAGAUGUCGAUUGGAGUGCCCAUUAAAGUCCUUCAUGAAGCAGAGGGGCACAUAGUCACCUGUGAAACUAACACAGGAGAGGUUUACAGGGGCAAACUGAUCGAAGCUGAAGACAACAUGAACUGCCAGAUGGCAAAUAUUACAGUCACAUACAGGGAUGGCCGUGUGGCUCAGCUGGAGCAGGUGUAUAUUCGUGGCAGUAAGAUUAGGUUCCUCAUCCUCCCAGAUAUGCUCAAAAAUGCUCCCAUGUUGAAGAGUAUGAAAAACAAAAACCAGGCAGCUGGUGCUGGUCGAGGGAAAGCAGCUAUUCUCAAAGCUCAAGUGGCUGCCAGAGGCCGUGGACGGGGAGGACCAGGAGGUCGAGGCAAUGUAUUUCAGAAGAGACGCUAGUUUUUUUUAAAAUUGCUUUUUUAUUGUUGUUUUAGAUGUUCAUUGUCAUGCUUGGGGAAAUAAAUGGGUGUUUUAUAGUA